Molecule: messenger RNA, 1622 nt
Organism: Geodia barretti
Lineage: Eukaryota; Metazoa; Porifera; Demospongiae; Tetractinellida; Geodiidae
Source: the annotation of a GenBank genome assembly
ACACCCCCAUUCCGUCCUACAUGCAGAACGGAAUGGAAACAGCCAAGUAUACGAGGGGGCGGAGUCGAGAGGGUGAGCUACCAAAGGGACGGAGUCUUGAGAGCAGAAACACUGCAGCGCCAUUGGCCGCAGCGCCAGAAAUGGCUUCCAGACGAGCUUGGCUGGAGGACUUCCGUCAUAUGCUCUCGUCUGAAGCAAUAGACUUCGAGAGACUCAGGACCCGCUGUUUCCAAGGUUGUCCAGAUGGGGAAGGCAUCAGAGCUACAUGCUGGAAGAUAUUGCUGGGAUAUCUACCACCUGACACUUCAUCGUGGGAAGCAGUUCUAGAAAGCAAAAGGGCACUGUACCACCAGCUGGUGAAGGAGACUAUCAUUAAUCCCCACGAAGAUGAAGAGAGUGACUCUGGCGAAGUUGUGGACCACCCUCUCAACCCUAACCCUGAGAGCAGUUGGAAUAGGUUCUUUGUCGACAACCAAGUUCUACUUCAAAUCGACCACGACACCAGGAGACUGUACCCUGACCUCAGCUUCUUCCAGCAGCCCACGCCCUACCCCAGAGCCUCCUAUAGUGCAGGAAUGGAAGCACUGAAGAAAAGAGUUGAGCGUUCAUCUCUUCCGUCGCAGCGAGUGGGCACCACAAGAAUGGGAAUCAUUAACAUGAAGUCCACUGCCAAAUAUAGCUCUUUGGAGAAGUACUAUCUGCCACUGAAAGAAGGAGAAGAGGCACAUUGGGAGGUGGUGGAAAGGAUACUGUUUGUACACGCAAAGUGUAACAAGGGCAUAGGAUAUGUACAGGGAAUGAAUGAAGUGAUAGGUCCACUUUACUACGUGUUCUUUCAGCAUCCUGACGUCAGAUGGAAAGAGCAUGCAGAGGCCGACACCUCCUUUUGUUUCAGUGCACUCAUGGCAGAGAUUGGAGACGUCUUUACAAAGAAACUGGACUCAGCCCACCUUGGAAUAGGGGGAGCAAUGAGAAGCCUCAUGCAACUACUGAAGGACAAGGAUCCAGUUCUAAGCAAAAACUUUGUGAGUUGGAGACUUUGUCUUUGGGGACCCAAAUUUGACCCGUAACAUCAUGCGAAAUACGGAGUGUAUUCAACGCUUUGGCGCGACGGGAAAGAAGAUGGACUGAUAUAUACACCUAACGUUUCCAGUUCGAAUCCUUCCUAUGCUGUUUUUAUAGCGUUACACUUGGUGUUGCGUGUUAGUAUAUAAUGUAAAAGAGGCCACACGAGUGGGGCUCUGGGCCCCCAGAGAGCUUUCAGAGUCACUGUGAUGAGUGUUUGCUGGUGCUGAAGGUAAAGAAAGGAGUUGAGCCUCAGUUCUUUGGAUUUCGCUGGAUCACCUUACUACUCUCCCAAGAAUUCCUUCUACCAGAGCUGAUGCGAAUAUGGGACUCCCUAUUUGCAGACGCCAACAGAUUCGACUUCCUCCUCUACAUGUGCUGUUCUAUGAUAAUCUCUGUGAGAGAAAAACUGAUUGCUGGAGACUUUGCUGAGGCGCAUUACCCACCCUUGGACAUUCACAAACUCUUGUGCAAUGCAGAAGAAAUCAGGAGAUUUCAUCCCCUCAAAAAACGAUAGCUCCAAUCUUUUCUGUAUUAAAUUAUUUUUUUAAUGAUGG